UUUAGUUCCUAAUUCUAAUAAUAAAUUUAAUGCAAAAGCAGUAUGCAUUUUUUGUAAUUCAAAUAAUAGAGGAGUUCAAGUAGCAGCGUUAAUACCUAGAUGUUAUAUAACUAAUAAGACUAAUUUAUGCUAUACUUAUUUGACAAAUUGUAACAAUUUUAAAGAAGCAUAUACUAAUAAAGAAGUAAAAGAAAUCUUAUUCCAACCAGUAUCUGAAGAUAAAUGA
Funneliformis caledonium is the source of this 226-nucleotide messenger RNA. The record is from the annotation of a GenBank genome assembly. NCBI's taxonomy places the organism in Eukaryota, Fungi, Glomeromycota, Glomeromycetes, Glomerales, Glomeraceae.